Anolis sagrei ordinatus is the source of this 2406-nucleotide messenger RNA. RefSeq names its product kinesin family binding protein (gene KIFBP). Gene Ontology annotation, biological process: central nervous system projection neuron axonogenesis; microtubule cytoskeleton organization; neuron projection maintenance. The record is from RefSeq and is a predicted model, not a curated record. Lineage: Eukaryota; Metazoa; Chordata; Lepidosauria; Squamata; Anolidae. Gene Ontology annotation, molecular function: protein binding.
GCCAGUCGACGGUCGGGUUAGAAACCCUGGAGACGCGCUGAGGGAGAGGCGGACAAAAUGGCGGCGCCGGCCGAGUGGGCUUCACUGUGCGAGAAGUUCCGCAACGCCCUCAACCUCUCCUACGUGGAGUCCAAGAAGGACCCGGAGACCGAGCCGUACCGCUCCAAGUACAGCGCCCGGGAGCUGCUCGAAGGCAUCAAGCAGUCGCUGGGCUCGGAGGAGGUUGGCGAGGCCGAGGGCGGCCCUGCGGAGGAGGGCGCUGAGGAAGAGCGCAUGCGUGCCGCGCGGCUGGCGGCGGUGGAGUACGAGCUGGGGAUGAACCACACAGACACGCAGGAACGCUCGGCCGGAGAGGAGCACCUGGCCAAGUGCCUCCAGCUGCUGGAGCGGCACCGCCUCUCGCGAGACUGCGUCUCCCUCUACAUCCAGGCCCAGAAUAAUCUGGGUAUCCUCUGGUCAGAAAGAGAGGACAUUAAGACAGCACAGCCAUAUUUGGAAUCUGCAGAGGCUUUGUAUAACCAGUACAUGAAAGAGAAUGGAAACCCUCCGCUUGAUUCCAGUGAGCAUUUUAUGACUGAAGAAGAGAAGCUUUCUGAUCAAGAAAGAUCAAAAAGAUUUGAAAAGGUCUAUACUCAUACGCUGUAUUAUUUGGCUCAAGUCUACCAACAUCUGGAAAUGAUUGAGAAGGCUGCACAGUACUGCCAUUCUACCCUCAAACGGCAGCUUGAGUAUAGUGGCUACUACCCAGUAGAAUGGGCUUUCAAUGCAGCUACCUUGUCCCAAUAUUAUCUCACAAAGCAAUGUUUCAUGGAAUCCAGGCAUUGUUUAGCUUCUGCCAAUGUCAUCUUCAGCCAGGCUGGGCAGGUGCCAUCUUCGGAGGACAAUGAGACAGAACAAGAUCAACAAGACCUUCGACAGAGAAAAGCUGAAAUUGCAAGAUGUUGGAUCAAAUACUGCCUGAAUUUGUUGCAGGGAGCCCGAAAGUUGCUUGAGGACAACAUUGGUGAACUGGAUCCAGACAGGCAGUCGGAGCUGAGAGCCCAGCAGAAAAAAGAGGAGGACGAGAAGGAGAAGGGCAGGAAGAAGGCUGUUCUCUUUGGAACCAGCGAUUUGUGUGACUCUAUUUUGGCCAUGGAAGAGAAAGUGAGCUGUGUGUUCCCAUUAGACUUCAAAGAAGCCAGGGAGGUCUUCUUAGUGGGCCAAAAUUAUGUCAAUGACGCAAAAGAGUUCUUUCAGGUAGAUGGGUAUGUCACUGACCACAUUGAGAUUGUUCAGGACCACAGUGCCUUGUUCAAGGUCCUGGCUUUCUUUGAAGAAGAUUAUGAGAGGCGUUGCAAGAUGCACAAGCGUAGGAUCGAUAUGCUGGAGCCCCUGUAUACGGGCUUAAACCCUCAGUAUUACCUGCUGCUCAGGAGGCAGCUUCUGUUUGAACUCGCAGAUACUUACUAUGAAAUGAUGGAUCUGAAAGUGGCCAUUGGCAAUAGGCUAGAGGAGCUUGACUCCCAUACCAUAAAGAAAAUAAAUUCUCUCGCUCAGAUGGCAAUGAAAUACUACGAGCUCUUUUUGGAUUCGCUGAGGAACCCCGAUAAGGUUUUCCCUGAGACCCUCGAGGAGGAUGUCCUUCGCCCAGCAUUGGUGGCCAAAUUCCAUAUUGCACGCCUUUAUGGCAAGUUUAUUACUUCCGAUGGCAAGAAGCAAUUGGAGAACAUGCAGGCCUCAUUAGAUAACUACUCCUUCCUUGUUGAGUACUGUGAGAAGCAUGCAGACGCCGCCCAGUGUGUUGAAACGGAGCUGGAGCUCAGCCGAGAAAUGGCCGGCCUUCUUCCGGCAAGAAUGGAGAGGCUGAGAGCAAAGCAGUCUACUUUCACCUAAACUCCCCCUCUUCCAUGGAGAUGUGCAAUAUUAAUGUGAUCUCUGUCCAUAGAGACGGCUUCCUUUUUUUGCCAGUUGCCUUGUAGUAAUCUGACAUCUUCUGUUGUGAGCUCCCACUGUGACAGUCAGCCCAGACCCCCGCUUCAAGUGGAAACCUGUCAACUGUAGUAACUCUCCCACACGUUAAUAUCAAAUAUACAGUGAAUGGUGAAGUGGUGCUCGAUAUUGCUUGCUCUGUACUGACAUGCAAAGCUCCCUGCCUUAUUCUCCCGAUUUCCACCAUGCAGUCCAGUUUCUGAUUUUUAAGUGCUGUUCUCCAACUGCUUCCUCCAGUAGGUUGUGUUCACAGUCUGAUCCAUCCUCACAAAUAGGUACUACAGCAUGGGCAGAAUUUACAAUUUCUCCUUACUUGUUCUUUGAGCCUUUUGUUAACAGAUUGUUAAUUUAAUUGUGUUAUGUUUAUUUUUGUAUAUGCUACUUGACUUUUUUUAAAUCCUUUAAUAGGAAACCAUUAAAUAAAGAGGACUGACAAUA